This is a messenger RNA of Marasmius oreades (fairy-ring Marasmius), 1997 nucleotides long. RefSeq lists its product as uncharacterized. NCBI's taxonomy places the organism in Eukaryota, Fungi, Basidiomycota, Agaricomycetes, Agaricales, Marasmiaceae. The coding region runs from base 92 to 1921 and encodes 609 amino acids. Gene Ontology annotation, molecular function: metalloendopeptidase activity; zinc ion binding. The transcript has 9 exons. The record is from RefSeq and is a predicted model, not a curated record.
CCGGGCGAUAUAUGUAUAAAAUCCCCCCUCGUCCAAGUUGUUAGACCAGUUUCUCUUUUUUCCUUUUCUACGAGUCUGCCACUCAUUCAAUAUGGGUUUCCAAACAUCUCUCUGCAUAUUUGUUCUUGCUGGCGUACUUUACGCGUCUCUUUCAGAGGCUGUUCCCCCGCCUGUACUAGCCUCCAAACAUGCAACUCAUCGCAAACACCUGAUCGGUAGCGGGGUCUCUUUGGAAUCUUACCACCCUCAACCGCAGUUCCAGACUUUCGGUGAAGGGAAAUUGAUGGCUAACGCACUAUCCUUUGAAGAUACCGAAUCGCUCAAGUCGAAUGUAAUGGGAUGGUUGACGGACAACUUACAAGUCAAUUCCUCCAGCCUCGAGUGGACGUCAGGAUGGAGCUCUGAAGGCCGUUCGUGCGGUUAUGUGCAACAAGUCCAUGACGGUGUUCCCUUUAUCAAUGCUGUGGCAAACGUUGCAUUCAAUGGUAACAAGGUCAUCAGUUUCGGAAACUCAUUCGUCGAUACAUCCAAUAUUGCGUCUCCCAUUCCGACGGUCAGCUUGAACGAUGCGAUCCUGGAAGCGGAAUCGACACUCGGUGGUACCCAUAACGGUAUUCAGCCCACGCUCCGAUACCUUGCGCGGCCCGACGGCUCCGUGGCUCUCGUGCACGCUAUUCAAGUCCAGAGCAGUACCCCCUACAUCUUUGUUGUGGCCUACGUUGAUGCACAUUCGGGAAAGGUCAUCUCAAUUAACGAUUUCGUUGCUGAUGCGACAUUCAGAGUCCUUCCGAUAGAGAAGAAGACAAUUUCUGAUGGUCUCGAACUACUCAAAAACCCGGAAGGUCUCGACGCCUCCCCCGUAGGAUGGAACAGUAUCGGAAAAAAUCACGUCUUGACCACGGAUACCGUUGGAAACAACGUCAUUGCCAUCAAGGUCCUAAGCAAUGAUGGGUCCACAACAAAAACCACUGCUGGUCAGAUCAAUGAUGGUCAGCUUACUUUUGACUUUACCUACGAUCCGACUAAGGAUCCUACCGACCCUGGCAACGAUGAUGCUGCCCGUACCAACGCAUUCUACGUUGCUAAUGAAUUUCACGACAUCCUUUACCGAUACGGAUUCACCGAGAACACGUUCAACUUUCAGUCUGACAACUUUGGGAAGGGUGGCCAAGCGAAUGAUCCCGUUCAGAUGUCCGUCCAGGAUCCUUCCGGUUUCAACAACGCCAAUUUUGCAGCACCCCCUGAUGGUCAAGCUGGUAUAUGUCGUCUUUUCAUCUUUGACCUCACCAAUAUUAGGCAGGACAGUGUAAUGGAAAACGGCAUCCCAAUUCAUGAAUUGACCCAUGGAGUUACUCUACGUAUGACUGGAGGUGGAACUGCUGUUUGCUUGCCAUCGCUCGAGUCUGGGGGUAUGGGUGAGGGGUGGUCGGAUGCUGUCGCCGACUGGAUGUCACAAACCUCGUCUAAAACCCAGGACUUUGUCACCGGAGAGAGUGUUACCGGGAAACCUGGCGGUUUCCGAAGCAAGCCAUACUCCACCGACGAAGCUGUGAACCCUCUCAGGUACUCUGAUAUCAAGAAACUUGAUGAACCUCAUGCAAUCGGAGAGGUUUGGGCCAACACCCUCCACACUGUUUACGCAGAUCUCGUCGACGCCCUCGGCUUUAGUACCACAGCCAAGACAGACGCCAACGGAAAAGAGGGAAACAUUGUUUUUAUGAAAACCAUCAUCACCGCUCUUACCAUCCAACCUUGCAACCCGACCGUACUCAAUGCCCGAGACGCUAUUAUCCAAGCUGACAAGACCCUCAACGCCGGUGCCAAUGAAUGCACUUUGAGAAAGUCAUUUGCCAAAAAGGGCCUCGGAUUGAGGGCAACUUCCGAUUUUCAGGACGAUUUCACCUUUCCUAGCGGCUGCUAGGGAUAGUAGAGAGAGACUUUGUACUACCCGUAGACUAAACUAACUUUUGGACGGAGCAAAACUGUGGUGAGCCUGG